UGCGAAUCGUGAUUCUGUUGAGCUCGCACUGACUCCAGAUAAAUAUACAUAUACAUAUACAAAUGCAUAUUAAUUUAUGUAUAUAUACAACAGAUACUCUAUUUCAAUUGUGAAUAUAUUAUCCGUUUAAUUAUUUCAUUUUCGCUAAAAUUUCAUUUUUCUCCUACUAUAUUUUCAAAUCACAUUGUACAUCGUGAUAAUUUUCGCGGGCAACUGUUUUAAUUUGUCAAUCAAUCACUCGAUAAAUUAAAUAAUGAUAAUUAGUUUACUGUGUCUGUUCAGUGUGACAGUGUGGGUGUCAAUGUGAGUGGAUUUAAAUAAUAAUAAUAAUAAACAUUGUAGCUAAUACGGAAAAAUCGGUAGUUCUGUGACGGUCAAACGAGUACUCAGCUGGAAAACAUUAUAUUAGCAAUUCUUGGCCGCGCAAUCGCUUGGAACCGGUUCGACAACCGAUAUUCUUUUUUUGUUUUCAUAUAUAUAUUUAUAUUUUAUACUAGCUGGGUUAGUGAUCUUAUUUUUAUGUCUGUUCUCGUGUGUAAAUUUUUCAGUUAUAUAAAAUUCUUUGGAUCCUUUCACACUUGAGUGAGCUUGUGCAUCUGUUUGGAUCGUCCCUUGUACGACUUUAAAUAAUAAUAAGACUAGGAGAAAAGUUAUAAAACGAAUAACAAGAGGAUAAAAAAAUUAAAAAAAAAAAAAAAAUCAAGAGAGGAAGAAAAAUAAAUUUAUAAAUAAUUGCUGAAUAGAAAUGUUUUAUUGUCAGACUUUUAGUUGUUAUUUUCAACGUAUUUAGUUUUUAAUUGUUAAGUUUUAAUCCCUGUUCAUUGUUAUUCGAAAGCCUUUUCAUUUUUUUAUAACUAUUGUGAUAUUUAUUUUUAUUUUUUAUCUGUGAUUUUUAACAUUGUUAAUUACUGAUUAUGAUAAUCGAAUAAUAUUAGAGAUAAAUUUAAUUCUCUUUAUUUGUCGGGGUGAAUUCUAGUGAACAAGUCGUUAUUAAGUUUAGCAGAAGUAGUGAAUCGAAUUGAUGGAACUUUGAAUCAAAUCCUUUGAGGUCGUCGCUAAAAGUUUUUUAAAUAGAAAAAAAGGAAAAAAAAAAAAUCAGGAACAGAAACGUAAAAGCCAAACGAUUUCCUCUACUUAAAUUCCAUUAUUUCUGCAGGUAAUAUAAAAAAUAAAUGAACAGCUACUGAAAUUUUCGGUCAGUCGUUAAUAAUUAACAAUCGUCGAUGCAUUAUUAAAAGGAUUAAUGGAACAUAUCUGGAAAUCCGUGUAAGGACACAUCAAAGUUUAAUACUUUGAAAGAGAAACGUUAAAGUCUGAAAGGAUUUAAAUAUUUGAAGGAAAGACUGAAGACAAUGGUAGCUGCAAAUUUGAAAGAUCAAAAGUUUACGAGAGACUGUUUGGAUGGGUACGGUGAUGCGUGGCACUACUAAAUGCGAUCUGGCGAAAAUUCCCUCUUAUCCUGACAAAGCUCUAGGUAAAUGUAUAUACAUACAUAUAUACAUAUAUAUAUUCAUCAAAUCAGCGGUAAUCGAGUUAGAUCACGGCAGCCAUUGUGGUCCUAGAGGUAGAGAGUACGGCCGGAAAGUCGACUAAAACUUUGCCAACAUGAAUGUGUGUCGGCAGGAUUGGAUUAUCUACGCUUGUCUUAUUUGGUUUCUCAUUGAAACUGGAGCAGCCGGUCGUGUCUUUGAUGUGCCUGACCCAAUAGUAAAUCACGUUCUUGCGGACGCAGGACAAAAUGUAACACUGGAGUGCCCUGGUGUAACGGAACGCUCUGUUGUUUCGAGGCUUGUAUGGCGCGCUAAUGAUUAUCAAAUUGUCGAGUACGGUAGCCAGAGUAUCACCUAUUUUGUUCAUCACAACCGAAUCAUACUUUCGGACAAAAACUUUACGCUGUUCUUUCGGCCAGUGCAAUCUGAAGACAGUGGCGAGUACCAGUGCAUCGUUAAUAGCCGAAAUAUUCCAGAAGUUAUCGUAAAUCUCACCGUCCAAGAUGUACCAGAUCCGCCGGGACGUCCUAUCGCCACUAACUUCACAUCACGCUCUGUAACAAUCUCAUGGGCGCCAAGCGAGAAUUCCCACAACAAUCCAAUUUCACACUACAUAAUCAAUGUCAGAGUCGGUGAAAAUGGUCCUUGGGAUCAUCAAGAAAUAAUAACUUCAAAUAAUGACACUAAAUACUACAUGGACAAUCUGUUGCCGUUUACAUCUUAUAGUUUCCGAGUAACUGCUGUUAAUGCACGAGGACGCAGCGCUCCGAGCGUUUCGUCUCAUUACAUAACAACAUUACGAGAAGCUCCAGCUGGAAAACCGACAAUCGUAACAGCUCAAAACAUUUCAGCGACGGCCAUCCUGAUUACAUGGAAACCGCCGAGUCUGGAUACACUAAAUGGUGAAUUUCUCGGUUAUCGUAUAUCCUAUCGCCCCAGGCGAAAAGGAAGUGACAUCAAAGAGAUUUACAUACGCAAUCGAAAAAUAGAGAGACAUAUUAUUCAAAACCUGGAAACGUAUACACAGUAUACUGUAUGGUUGCAAGUAUUUAAUCCCGAAGGUACUGGUCCCAAUACAUCUGUUACCGUUAUGACCGACGAAGGAGUUCCAAGUACACCAUUGAGAUUAACGGCCUAUGGAAUAAAUUCAUCCUCCGUAGAGCUGUCAUGGUCAGAGCCACAGCAUAAAAAUGGAAUAAUCCUUGGGUAUCGUGUGUUUUACAUGCACUCGAAUUUUACAGAAGUCAAAACAUUGAAAAAGAACAACGAAACCAUUGAUUUUCUUCUCAAUGAUCUAAAACCAAUGACUGAAUACAAAAUAUGGGUUAAGGCAUUUACGUGGAAGAACGAGGGCGAACCAUCUGAUCACAUUAUUCAAAAGACUGAUGUUGCAGGACCAAGUGCUCCUGUAAUACUAAAUUUAACUUGCCAAGCUCACGACGCUAUUUACGUCUACUGGGCACGUCCUCAAACUUUUUGGAAUUCAAUUGACUAUUAUUACAUAAUGUAUCGUAAUGACCAAUAUAAAAAGUAUGACGAAAUUGAAAUUCCUACCACCAAAGAGCAUCUCAACAGUGGGAUAAUAAUACCAAACCUUACUAUGAAUACCAUUUACGAAAUAAUGGUCUGCGCUGGUACCAAUAGCACAAUAAAUCAGCAUCACGUAGUACGUGGCAACUGUAGUCAACCAAAAACGCAACGAGUGGAACGUAAUUGUGAUAAAACACCACCAUUAAUGCGGCGUAGCUCUGAAGAAUUGAGUACCGGCGUAAUUGCGGGUAUGAUUUGUGCUUGUAUCGCCGUUAUGUUGGCUAUUACAGCUUUAAUAUUGUGGAGGCGUGUUUUCAGGAAAUGUUUCCAAACAGCCUACUGCUUUUUGGAUUAUCCGCCGCGUAAUGUGCAAACACAUCAGGAAUGGGAAAAUAGUAAACAAGAUGGUGAAAGGACAGCUGUUCCUGUUUCACAAUAUGUUCAGCAUGUAGCGGCAUUACAUGCCGAUGGUGACAUUGGUUUCAGUAAAGAGUUUGAAUUAUUUCCAAAAGAGACAGAACUUUAUAUAGCUGACAAUUCUAAAUCUGCUGAAAAUCAGUCCAAAAAUCGCUACGGAAAUAUUAUUGCAUAUGAUCAUUCACGAGUGAGAUUAUUACCUUGCAAUGGAAGUCCGUCAAAUAAAGGACAAGAUUAUAUAAAUGCAAAUUAUAUCGAUGGAUGGCAACGUGCUCGCGCAUAUAUUGGAACGCAAGGACCAUUGCCCGCAACGAUCGACAGCUUUUGGCGAAUGGUGUGGGAGCAACGCGUAUCAAUAAUCGUUAUGAUAACAAAUUUAGUGGAGCGUGGUAGACCUAAAUGUGACAUGUACUGGCCUAAAGAGGGGACUGAGACCUACGGCAAUGUCCAAGUAACGUUGAUAAAAGAAGACGUCAUGGCGACAUACACAAUAAGGACACUGCACAUCAGACACAUGAAGAUAAAGAAGAAAAAGAACGGUAGCAACAUUGGAGAGCGUACUGUUUAUCAGUAUCACUACACCGGUUGGCCAGACCACGGUGUUCCGGACCAUCCACUUCCUGUUCUCAGUUUCAUCAGAAAGUCAUCUAGCGCUAAUCCGCCGUCAGCUGGUCCAAUUAUUGUCCACUGCAGCGCCGGAGUUGGACGCACCGGGGCGUACAUAGUUAUUGACGCGAUGCUGAAACAAGCCAAAUCAAAGGGAGAGAUAAACGUUUUCGGGUUUUUAAAACACAUACGUACUCAGCGUUAUUCAUUGGUGCAAACUGAAGAGCAGUAUAUAUUUAUCCACGAUGCUCUGCAGGAAGCCAUCGACAGCGGAGAGACAAACAUUCCUAUUGAUAAUCUCCUACAGCAUGUACAAGAGAUGCUGUCUCCUGAUAACAACAAAACCGAUCCGUGGAACAAUAUUGAGAUGCAGUAUAAAUUAGUCACCUCUUGGAAGCCCAAGGACUUUAAUUUAGUAUCCUCUAGCAAAGCAUUCAAUCAACAUAAAAAUCGGAAUCAAGAGAUUGUUCCUAUUGAAAAUUCACGGGUACAUCUUACGCCAAAGGCUGGAAUUGAUGGCAGUGAUUACAUAAAUGCUACUUGGUUUGCUGGCUUUCAUAAAAAUCGUGAAUUUAUUCUGACCCAACAUCCGCUGAACACAACAAUAAAAGAAUUUUGGCAAAUGCUCUGGGAUCAUAAUGCUAAAACUAUUGUGAUGUUGACGCAGUGCGACGACAAUGACUAUCCAGAAUUUUGGCCGAACGAAGGGGAAGAAUUGAAAACUGACAAUUUUCGCGUUCAACUUUGUGCUAUUAAAAAAACAGUCAGCGGUGUUGUUUUGAGAGAGGUUGUUAUUCGCUCGCUUCAGGAUGAUUAUGAAUUAAGCGCACGUAUUGUACAAGGACCUGUUAAUCAUAAUGGGUUGUGGCCACACAAUGACAAUCCCAAGGCGUUUGUUGGUAUGAUACAAGAUUUUCAUAAAGAAUAUCAAAACGGACCUAUUGUUGUUAUGGACAGGUAUGGCGGUAUUGAGGCAGCAUUAUUUAUUUUGUUAACAACCCUGAUGAAGCAAAUAGAAUUUGAAAAAAGUGCUGAUAUUUAUAUGUUUGCUAAAUUACUUUACAUGAAGAGACCUGGAAUAUUUAGAUCAAAGGAGGAUUACGUACUAGUGUACAAGUGCUUAGAAUCAGUAUUAACAUCAAAAACCCGAGUUGAACCGGACUUGUACACAAUGACAAACGGUCAUGUUAAUUGUAUAAAUCCAAACGAGAGUAUUAAUUUUAAAUCAACAACGAUAUUACCAACAAUUGGCGGAGAGCAGCAUAUUGUAGGACAAUUACCGGUAAAAAAUGUUGUUGGUAUUCAUGAGUACGCAUCAGUUGAAAUGCCGGUGGAAUAUGCAACAGAUUAUGUUAAUAAUCAAAAUCAUCUAAGUCAUAUCAACAACGAGCGUGGGUGUCCAACAAUCGAUGGAUGUGCAGAUUACGGCGAUCACCAUAUAUUAUCAGACAAUGCAGGAUUACCGCUGCGUAAUCAGAAUUACGUCAAUCAUCCUGGUGUACCAGGGUGUCCCGGGGUUGUUUCGGUUGGAGGUGUCGCUCCUGGUCUGCCAAUCACUGAUCCAAAUGGUUAUAUUACAAAUGGUAAUAUGCGAAUACCACCCGAAGGUAUGGAAUCAACAUGUGCUAUUAUUCCUCAAUGAUGGAGGCAUUCCGCGUCUCACGCUCAAAAUAUAACUCUGUCUGAUGGUACCUUGUUGGGACAUCCUGUCAAUUUAUAUAAUAACGACAUUAAUAUAAAUACUAACACUGUUGAUCCAACGCAAAUAAAUUAUUCCAAUAAUCAAUUUGGGUAUAGCUGGCAUGGCUACUAUACAACUAUGAGAGUAACUCAUAA
Cotesia glomerata is the source of this 5879-nucleotide messenger RNA. RefSeq names its product tyrosine-protein phosphatase 99A-like. The transcript has 14 exons. Lineage: Eukaryota; Metazoa; Arthropoda; Insecta; Hymenoptera; Braconidae. Bases 1606 to 5685 code for a protein of 1359 amino acids. Gene Ontology annotation, biological process: protein dephosphorylation. Gene Ontology annotation, molecular function: protein tyrosine phosphatase activity; protein binding. The record is from RefSeq and is a predicted model, not a curated record.